This is a messenger RNA of Lindgomyces ingoldianus, 711 nucleotides long. RefSeq lists its product as uncharacterized. NCBI's taxonomy places the organism in Eukaryota, Fungi, Ascomycota, Dothideomycetes, Pleosporales, Lindgomycetaceae. The transcript is spliced from 2 exons. The coding region runs from base 1 to 711 and encodes 236 amino acids. The record is from RefSeq and is a predicted model, not a curated record.
AUGGUGGUUUAUACAACACCGCCCUACCGAUCCAACUUCACCUGCACGCCCACCAUGUUCCGCGAUACCUCUCCCACCUUCGGGACAACCAAUUUCUCUUCCGUACAUGCGCCUCCGUCGCCGCCAUUCUUGCCGUACAAUGACCCAUUAGACGAUAUCUACGGCUCUGCUCCCUCCUCACCAAUACUGUCCUCCCAUUACCCUCUGAAUGAUAGCGGUACUGGUAGUCACACUUAUGAAAUUCUUUCUGAUUUGCCCUCCCGCCAACGUGUCCUCGAUACCGACGCAUACCGCGAAGGACUUUCGAAUAGCAAAGGUCAGUACGUGCAAGAGGGUUUCGACGAGGGAUUCUCGCUGGGCGCACAUCUCGGGCAACGAGUGGGAUAUAUACUAGGAGUGCUACAAGGCUUUGUUACUGCGCUCAGAGGGCACGAUGAGGUUUGUUGGCAAGAGGCGAGGAGCGUCUGGGAAGGAGCGCAGAUGGAGCUAGCGAUUCAAGAGUUGCUGGGGAAGAAGUGGGUUGACGAGGAAGGCAUUUGGAAAUGGGAGGUUCAAGGGAAGGAAGACGAGGUCAGCCUUAGGGAGGUUGUUGAUCAGCAUCCCGUUGUUAAGAGGUGGCUAGAUAAGGUGAAGGAGAUUUCGGGGAAAUGGGGAGCUGACCUGGACACCCUUGAGGAGCAAGAGCAUGACGCAGCAGAUCUACGGUCAUGA